Alligator mississippiensis (American alligator) is the source of this 1156-nucleotide messenger RNA. RefSeq names its product CD9 molecule (gene CD9). Gene Ontology annotation, cellular component: membrane. The transcript has 8 exons. The coding region runs from base 86 to 760 and encodes 224 amino acids. Lineage: Eukaryota; Metazoa; Chordata; Crocodylia; Alligatoridae. The record is from RefSeq and is a predicted model, not a curated record.
AGGCGGGGCAGUGCGCGGCGUGUCCUUCCUGCGUCCCGAGCCCCGCUGCAGCUGUCGGACCCCUUUGGCUCCUGCAGCCGCUAGGAUGCCGGUGAAAGGAGGCAUUAAGUGUAUCAAGUACCUGCUCUUCGUCUUCAACUUCAUCUUCUGGCUUGCUGGAACAGCAGUUCUUGCAAUUGGACUAUGGCUACGAUUUGAUGCACAGACUAAAAGCAUCUUUGAACUGGAAUCCAACAAUACAACCUUCUAUACUGGAGUAUACAUUCUCAUUGGAGCUGGCGCACUCAUGAUGCUAGUUGGUUUCUUGGGAUGUUGUGGUGCUCUUCAAGAGUCACAGUGCAUGCUUGGUCUGUUCUUUGCCUUCCUUCUUGUAAUAUUUGCCAUUGAAAUAGCUGCUGCCAUCUGGGGAUUUGCAAAUAGAGAGACGGUUAUUCAAGAAGUCAAAGACUUUUAUACUGCUACCUACCAGAAGAGGAGUCAGCCAGCUGCUAGAGAAACCUUGAGAGCCCUUCAGCAUGCACUAAAUUGCUGUGGUCUUACAGGACCUCUCGAACAGCAGUUCAUGGACACCUGCCCUAAGAAGGAGCUACAUGAGUCGCUUACAGUACUGCCAUGCCCAGCAGCUAUUGAAGAAAUCUUUAACUCUAAAUUGAAUGUUAUUGGAGCGGUUGGCAUUGGUAUUGCUGUGGUGAUGAUCUUUGGUAUGAUCUUCAGUAUGAUCCUUUGCUGUGCUAUCCGCAGAAGCAGAGAAAUGGUCUGAGGGAUUUAACCAAGGAGAUCUCUACACUAUCAAAAUCUUUGUCAUUAACUUUAGCAUUCUCAGAGCAUUUCUAAAAUUUCUAUAUUUGUUACCUUUUUUUUUAAUGCUUUAUUUAGUACUUGUGUCUUAGGUAGUCUCUUGUGUUUGUGGGUAUGUGUGUGGUUUUGUUUUGCUUUUUUGUUUAUAAAGUUUAAAAAUCUGACCAUAAAAGUUACUAUAUUUGUUAGACUCGAGACAAAGAUAUUAUAUGUGUGUGUGUGUAUUUUUUUUUUUUUAUAUAUAUAUAUAUUAAAAAAAGUUUUGUCUUUAAAUGACUUCUUGAAACUUGCUAUAAUCAGGAUGUAAUUUAUGUUGGAGACAAUUUGAUACUUAAUAAAGAUUAAGACAUUAAACUCA